Molecule: messenger RNA, 489 nt
Organism: Quercus lobata
Lineage: Eukaryota; Viridiplantae; Streptophyta; Magnoliopsida; Fagales; Fagaceae
Exons: 1
Coding region: 1-489 (162 amino acids)
Source: RefSeq, a predicted model, not a curated record
AUGUCAGUGGGCAGGUUCCCGACUGAGCCGGACGAAAGGGAAUCCAAGAAAGCCAGAGUGAGUGCCACGCCCUUAAUCGGGUUCUCGGAGGAGGACAAGCAAGGAACCCUCCAACCCCACGACGAUGCCCUAGUCGUCACGCUCAGAAUUGGAGGUUAUAACGUGAAAAGGGUGUUAGUUGAUCAAGGCAGCGCCGUGGAGGUAAUGUACCCUAAUUGGUAUAAAGGGUUGAACUUGAAGCCAGAAGACCUGUCGCCAUACGAUUCCCCUCUGGUCAGCUUUGAAGGAAAAAUCGUCACCCCGAAAGGCAUGAUUAGGCUGCUUGUGCAGACAGACUCAGACGUGGUAGAGGUGAACUUCAUUGUCGUAGAUGUGUACUCCCCCUACACAGCUAUCGUGGCCCGGCCGUGGCUUCAUGCACUAGGGGCUGUACCAUCAACCUUGCACCAAAAAGUGAAGUAUCCGUCAGGAGGUCGAGUCAAGAAAUAA